UGGAGAAUGACAACUGGAAAUAACUCCAUUGUGACAGAGUUUAUCCUCUUGGGUCUAACAAAGCAAGCAGACCUCCAGAUACCACUCUUCCUUGUGUUUCUAGGAAUUUACAUGGUCUCAAUGGUUGGAAACCUCGGUUUGAUUUUGUUAAUUUGGAUAAGUCCUCCACUUCAUACACCCAUGUACUAUUUCCUUUGUAACCUAUCCUUCAUAGAUCUUUGCUACUCUUCAGUCCUUGCUCCCAAAAUGUUAGUGAACUUUGUAUCAGAGAAGAAUAUUAUUUCUUAUUCAGGAUGUAUGACUCAAUUAUUUUUCUUUUGUUUCUUUGCAAUUAAUGAGUGCUAUAUGUUGACAGUCAUGGCAUAUGACCGCUAUGUUGCCAUCUGUAGUCCUCUGCUUUAUAAUGUUACAAUGUCUCCACAGAUCUGCUCCCUUCUAAUGAUGGCAGUGUAUAUAAUGGGAACCUUUGGUGCAGUGGCCCAUACAGAUGCCAUGACGAGGCUAUUCUUCUGUAGGGAAAAUGUAAUUAAUCAUUAUUUCUGUGAUAUUGUUCCCCUCCUCAAGCUUUCUUGUUCCAGUACUAACAUCAAUGAGCUCCUGGUGGUAUUUAUUGGGGGAUUCAAUUUAUUGUUCACAAUCAUGCCCAUUUUGAUCUCUUAUACAUUCAUUCUCUUAAGCAUCCUUCGCAUACAAUCUGCCAAAGGCCGUUAUAAAGCUUUUAGCACUUGUGGUUCACACCUGGCAUCUAUUGCUAUCUUUUAUGGAUCCAUUGUUUUUGUGUACUAUACACCAGCUUCUAGUAGCAACACAAGCCAUGGGACAGUGGCCUCAGUAUUUUAUACCAUAGUAAACCCCAUGCUUAACCCCUUGAUAUACAGUCUGAGGAAUAAAGAUGUGAAAAAUGCACUAAGGAAAGUUAUGAAGGGCAGAGUGUUCUCCAGUUCCAUGUAG
Molecule: messenger RNA, 951 nt
Organism: Dromiciops gliroides (monito del monte)
Lineage: Eukaryota; Metazoa; Chordata; Mammalia; Microbiotheria; Microbiotheriidae
Product: olfactory receptor 8D1-like
Exons: 1
Coding region: 7-951 (314 amino acids)
Biological process (GO): G protein-coupled receptor signaling pathway; sensory perception of smell
Cellular component (GO): membrane
Molecular function (GO): odorant binding; olfactory receptor activity; G protein-coupled receptor activity
Source: RefSeq, a predicted model, not a curated record